This is a messenger RNA of Diplodia corticola, 1878 nucleotides long. RefSeq names its product mfs general substrate transporter. The record is from RefSeq and is a predicted model, not a curated record. Gene Ontology annotation, biological process: transmembrane transport. Gene Ontology annotation, molecular function: transmembrane transporter activity. The coding region runs from base 1 to 1878 and encodes 625 amino acids. The transcript has 4 exons. Lineage: Eukaryota; Fungi; Ascomycota; Dothideomycetes; Botryosphaeriales; Botryosphaeriaceae.
AUGCAAUCUUUUAUUCAGUAUCGCAAGUUCCGCACGCACCUGAAGAUGCAAUACGAGAGAGACCGCGAAAAGACGGCGGCAUUAGCACAGCAACAAUCGCAGCGCAGACACGAUGACCAUCUCCGCCGAGUAACCUCGACGCCCUCAUCCUCAGAUACGUUCGAUAGUAAGCCAUCGUCAUCCGCAGACGGCCGCCGCGACCUCGAAAGGGGCGAAGGGGGAGCUCCAUCAUUGGUCCAAGAAGAACAGCCGGAUGCAGCACCCACAGCAGAUGCAGAGCAGCUUGACCACCACGCUGCCGCCACCACCGAGGAGCCAGCAGAAAGGACGCCCUCGCCCAGACCCCCCUCCACAACAUCCCGGGCCCUCCAACCCGUCGGCACGGCGUUGGGACACGCGUUGACCGGCGUGAGCGUGCGCUCGCGGACGUCCAGCCAGCAUCCGGGAGGAAAGAUAUUCAUCGUUGGCUACGAGGGCGCCCACGAUCCGCUUAACCCACACAAUUGGGCGUACGGCACGCGCGUGUUCGCGACCUUUUUGGUGGCCGGGAUUGGCUUCGUGGUCGGGGUGGCGAGCAGUAUCGAUGCGGAGGCGUUGAGGCCGGCGGCGAAGGAAUUUGGGGUGAGUGAGGUGGUGGAGAGUUUGGCGACGGGAUUAUAUCUCAUCGGCUUUGGCGCCGGCGCGCUCUUCGCCGGCCCUUUCUCUGAGACAUUGGGGAGAAAUCCCGUGUACAUUGUAACAAUGACGCUCUACAUGGUUUUCAUCAUGGCGUCCGGACUGGCACCCAACAUUGGGGCGCAGCUGGCCUUUAGGUUCUUGGCAGGCUUAUUCGGCAGCACGCCGUUGACGUGCGCCGGAGGAUCGCUUUCUGACCUGUGGAACCCAAUGGAGAGGGUCUUCGCGUUUCCGGUGUUUGCCAAUGCCGCGUUUACGGGCCCUGUGCUGGGCCCCGUCAUGGGCGGCUUCAUCGCGCAGAGCAGUGCCGUGUCCUGGCGUUGGGUCGAGUGGACGACACUCAUCAUGUCCGGCCUUGUGCUCGGUGCCGUCGUCCUUUUUCAGCCAGAGACAUAUCCCCCGGUGCUUCUCCGCUGGAAAGCACAGCACCUCCGUCGCAUCACUGGAGAUGAGCGCUACGUCGCCGAGGUCGAGCUGAUGGGUGCUACUUUCGGCGAGCGUAUCAAACGGGCCCUGUAUCGCCCGUUUCUGUUGACUUUGUCUGAGCCCAUCAUCAUCCUCGUGGCGCUCUACUUGACUGUCAUCUACAUCGUGCUCUUUACCUUUCUGGACGGGUACGACUUCAUCUUUGGUGAGGUCUACGGCGUCAGCCAAGGCAUCACGGGGCUUUGCUUCUUGGGCAUCGCUGUCGGCCUCUUCGGAGCAUCAGCGCUCGUACCAAUCAUCUACAAGUGGGCGAAGCGUGACUUGAAGAAGAUUCAGGAGGAGGGCAGAGGCGACAGACUGCCUCCGGAGUUCAGGUUGUGGUUCUCGAUGCUCGGCGGAAGCUUCGCGAUCCCAAUAAGCCUGUUCUGGCUGGGCUGGACUUCGUAUCCAUCCAUCAGCAUCUGGAGCCCCUUGGCGGCGACCGUGCUGUUUGGAUACGGCAUCUUGUGCGUCUUCAUCUCCUGCUACCAAUACAUCAUCGACUCGUACGAGGUUUAUGCUGCAUCGGCACUCGCAUCGGUCACAUUGAUCAGAUAUGUCGCGGCUGGCGGCAUGGUAGUCGUGGGCAUACCGUUCUAUGAAAAUGUCGGAGUGCACUGGACUUGCACCAUCCUUGGCUGCAUUAGUCUCCUGUUGGCCCCUGUGCCAUACAUGUUUUACAUGUACGGAAGUAGGAUUCGAAGCAAGAGCAAAUUUGCGGGGAAAGUCCAACAGUAG